CCAGGCUACAAUCCAUCGUUACAAUAGCAGAUAAGAAUGGGAGGGAAAAAUGAAUAAAACGGGAGCAAAGUCCAACCAAAGAAGCCGCAGUUUUUAGGCAAAACACAGGCGUGUGUUCGUUACACACCAGCGCGUGUAUCAGUGCAGGUUUCGCUUAAGCCGAUCAAGGUGGGAUUGAACUGAACGGGUUCCUCUUCUGCCAUAAUUCACACGUUAUCGUGACUACGGAGACCGAAAUCAAGGAUGUUGCGGUUGGCAUGCUCCACGGCCCUGCUCUUCGUUCUCAGGCUGCUCGUAGGCUUGUCCUGGUUUCAGGUUGUGCCAGCCAUUCUUAUUUUCUACCUGGGUUCUGGAGGAUGGAAGUCCCUCGAUGUGUUUGUGAAGACCAUAUACCGCGACUUGCAUGCAGCCAGUGUUUUGCUGAGAGUAAAACUGAAUGUCAAAAAGCAUCUACGUGAGCGUAACACAGUCCCCAGGCUUUUUGCCAAGUCUGUCCAGAAAUAUGGUGACAAGACGGCUCUGAUUUUCGAAGGGACAGGCGAGAAAUGGAGCUUCAAACAGUUAGAUGAUUACUCCAACCGUGUGGCUAACCUGCUUCUUCAGAGGGGCUUUAAGGAAGGUGAUGUGAUAGCUCUGUUCAUGGAGAACCGCUCGCAGUAUGUGGGUCUCUGGUUGGGCAUGGCAAAGAUUGGAGUGGAGGGGGCACUCAUCAACUUCAACUUGAGACUGGAGGCCCUGGUUCACUGUGUCAACAUCUCCAGUGCGAAAGCUGUGGUGUUCGGCAGUGAACUUACAGAUGCGCUGUGCGAGGUGCACAGCUCUAUGGGAAAGACUGUUAAGCUGUUCUGCUCUGGAGACUGGGAUCCCAAACGGGUUCCUGAAGGAACGGAGUGCCUGGAACCACUCCUUGAGGUGGCCCCUGCAAACCAGCCCAGGGAACCAGAUCGCAGCUUCACAGAUCGCCUUUUUUACAUUUACACAUCGGGAACCACUGGAAUGCCGAAAGCUGCCAUUGUAGUACACAGCCGGUAUUACCGCAUGGCUGCCCUGGUGUACUAUGGUUUCAGAAUGAAGUCUGAGGAUGUGCUUUAUGACUGCUUACCACUGUAUCACUCAGCAGGAAAUAUAGUGGGAGUCGGCCAGUGUCUGGUGCAUGGAAUGACUGUUGUCAUCAGGAAGAAGUUCAGUGCUUCAAAGUUCUGGGAUGACUGUACCAAAUACAACUGCACUAUCGUGCAGUACAUUGGUGAGAUAUGUCGCUAUCUGCUCAACCAGCCUAAGAAGGACACUGAUCGACAGCACAAAGUGCGCAUGGCCCUCGGUAAUGGCCUCCGCCAAUCCAUCUGGGAGGAGUUCACCAGCCGCUUCAAUGUACCACAGAUCGCAGAGUUCUAUGGUGCAACCGAGUGCAACUGUAGCCUGGGCAACUUCGACAACAAGACUGGAGCUUGUGGAUUCAAUAGCCGGAUUUUACCCUAUUUCUACCCCAUCCGCUUGGUGAAAGUGGACGAGGAGACCAUGGAGCUGAUCAGAGGACCUGAUGGAGUUUGUAUUCCAUGUGGCCCAGGUGAACCUGGUCAGUUGGUUGGCAGAAUCAUUCAGAACGACCCUCUUAGACGAUUCGACGGCUACGUCAACCAAUCAGCCACUAAUAAGAAGAUCGCCCAAGAUGUCUUCAAAAAGGGAGAUAGUGCCUACCUUUCAGGGGAUGUGUUGGUGAUGGAUGACUACGGCUACAUGUAUUUCAGAGAUCGUACCGGAGACACAUUCCGCUGGAAAGGAGAGAACGUCUCCACCACUGAGUUGGAGGGAACACUGAGCCGCUUGAUGGAUAUGAAAGAUGUAGUCGUGUAUGGAGUAGAGGUGCCAGGUGCUGAAGGUAAGGCAGGGAUGGCGGCCAUAGCAGAUCCAGAUCACAGCACAGACCUGGAGAUGUUCAGUCGAGAGCUGGAGAAGGCUCUGCCACCCUACGCUCGACCGGUGUUCCUGCGUUUCCUACCAGAAGUGAACAAAACAGGGACUUUUAAAUUCCAGAAGACGGACAUGCGGCGGGAGGGAUUCGACCCCAAUGUAGUCUCUGAUAAACUCUUCUUCCUGGACUGCACUAAGGGACGGUAUAUAGAGCUGAAUGCAGAGCUCCACUGCAACAUCGUCACAGGAAAGCAGAAAUUAUGAGACAACUGCCAACCUCUGCCCAUUCCCUCACCCUCCCUGAAAUUCCGCCUUCAACAGCCCUCAAACCCACCGCCAUCAAAAACCCGCCCCUCGUUACCUCAGCAAACACAGUGAGGGGCUGCAGGAAUACAUUCUGGUCAUGUUUCCAAGUUCCCAUUGGUUCAUUUGUACACCCAAGCAUCCCUUUUGUUGACAUCUCAUCCAAAUUUAGCAAACAAGAAUAUAAAAACAAUUUGCAAUGAAAAGACCAAACACAUAUCUGUCAGACGGUAAAGCGUUCCCUUAGCCUAAGCUGCACAAUGCUUGCCUAGCUACAAGAUUCAGGACUUGUGAUUGGCCCUCAUUUGUUUUGAUGGGUUUGACAUUGUGAAUGCACCCCUCAAGCCAUGACCAAAACCAUGUGAAUCCACAUGCUAUACAAGCCCAGCGCUGGCUGUGCACUUUUCUGCUGCCAUGUCUUGUUCAAUGCUAUUUAUUUAAAUGUAUAUCAUUCACCAAAUAUAUUUAAGUUGUAGAAAAGCUUCUCAUUUAUUUAUGCCAUGAUUCUGUUUGCUACAUUGAAGACAUCUUGUAUGAUUGCACCGUUACGGUAUCCAGCUUACCUCUUCAAAACUUAAGCCCUGAAACAUACUGUACAUUAACAUAUACACUUCUAUGGAAGUUCUGACUAUGGAAGUGUAGUGUUAUGAAAUGUAACUUGUAACACAAUGCAAGUAUGUGUUACAUUCUAGUUUAUUUUUAACCGUUUUUAAACUGAUAUUAGCGUCAGCGGGUUUUCCUUUUUAGGUUAACUACUAUUAUGUCAGACCAACAUUUUAAAGGCAGUGUUGUUGUGCAAGUUAGUUAGUUGAAUUGUGUUUCGCAAGUCACCUGAAUCAUAACCAGGGUUCGGUAAGUCCCUCAAAAAAUGUAAUCCACUUAAUACUAAUAACUUCUCUAAAAUUGUAAUCGGAUUACAUUACUAAUUUCUUACAGUGUUGGUUGUAAUCAAAUUACUAAUUAAUUAGUUAUUGUAAUCUAUUUACUUUUUAGUUAAAAAAGUAGUGCAAAGCUUGUAACUUGUAAUCUGAUUACAGUUACUGACUUUCAAAUAAUUUAAUUACUUGCAAGUACAUUAUGGGUUAUGCAUAUUUUUAAUUAUUUAUGUAGAAUGCAUGAAUUAUGGCCCCGUGAAGAGUCGUUGUAAUCGAGUGUAUGACUUGUGUGUAACAAUGAACAAGGAAGAAAUAUAGACAUUAUUUUGAAUUUGUUGAGUGGAAAAGAGUUUUAUAAAUUAACUUAAAGUAAUUAGUAAAGUAAUAUGAUUAAAAUUUUUGAUAAUAUAAUUAGUAAUUUGUAGUGGAUUACUAUUCUUAACUUACCCAACCCUGAUUAAUAGUUACUUUUAAUUUCUAAAACACGUUUUUUUUCUGCUCAAUGAAUUCAAAAUAAUGUCUAAUAUUUCCUCCUUUUUCAUUGUGACACUCCCAAAAAAAGAAUACACUCAGCACCACGUAUUUCUCCCUUACAAUGAUUGGAUAGGGGUCGCACACCUUUCAGCUGUGACAGCUUUGGGCAUCAAAAUGCAAACAGAUGUUCAUAUGGGCAUUAGUCAUGUUUAAAAUUAUUAAAAUCUACAUAAAUGUAAUUUUAGUAAUAUGUAACCAUGAAAUAUACUUAAAAGUAAUUUACCUUAUUGAAAUUCAGUAACUAAUCUGAUUACAAGAGUUUAAAAUGUAACUUAAACACUAUUUCUGGACUUAAGUAAUUCGAUUACAGUAACAAAUGAUUCAGUAUCAGAUUACACCUAAUAUGAUGCAUUAAGUUUAAUUGCGCAAACAUUUUAAGAUUACUCUAUCGCCCCUUAGUAUGCUGAGGUGUGUUACUGCCACAGUAACGCAUGAACUUGCAUAAAUAUGUUCAACGAGACCACAUGCUUCCAAUGCAUUGCCCAAGUAUUCGUGUCUUUGUGUACUUAAGUAAAUAUGUUUCGGGCCGUAGUGUGCACUGACAGCAUGAAAUCUUUGAUUUUCAACGAUGUCUAUUCGGAUCAACAGAGUGCAGGUGUGGCCUGGUGCAACAUUGUGCAGACUGGGCUUCAUGGGUUUGCUUAGUUUUGUUAGACGUGUUGACAGUUAUGUUUUGGACGAGGACAUCAUGGAUUCUCUAAGGACACUAUAGUGAACUUUGCAUGGAGGCUACUGGAAGUUGUGUAAUACUCUGGUGCUAAAGAAUGUGUCUCUUUUCCAUCUGCGUAGUGGGGGCCGACUUUGCUGGAUAAGCUUUAAACUGACCUCGCUCCUUGACUGGAAGAGAUCGGAAUCAGAGGAAAAUAAAGGGAAAGCGAUAUUUCUGUAAUUUAUACCAUUAGUUAGAGUUCUAGUUUUUCUUUCAGCGGCAUGAAUGAUCGACGCAAAUAGAGCACUGUGCCUUACUGUCAGGUCACCACGUAGUGUUAUUGCCCCUGUCCUGUAUCAUUACACUCGACUUACCCUGUACCUCAUUCUAUUAACUUAUCUAGUGCAUUCCAUGUUUCAUUCAAGGGAUCGUUCACUCAAAAAUGAAAAUUCUGUCUGAAGGGGAAGACUUUCAGUGAAUAGCGACUUAAAGUUCUAUCUGUCCCUCACACAAAUUCUGUCAAAAAGAAAGUCAUGGAUUUGAAAUUACACGAGGGUUUGCAAAUGAUGGCAUAAUUAAAAUGUUUGUUUGAACUUUUCCUUGAACAGCUUAAUUAUUCCGACGCUUGCUUAUACUGUCCUCCCUUGAAAGUUUGCCUAGUGUCUGUCACUAAGUCCUUAGGCGUCUUUUCCUUUCUGUGUGAAUUUUCGGUUUUGUUUGCCACUACAUACUAACAUACAGAUGAGGGAAAACAAUAAACCGUGUUGACAUUACAUGGGUGAAACUCACAAAGAAAUGUAGAGGUCAUAUUGCAACCCAAAAUCAAAUAUUAAGACAUUAUAUUGAACAUAUAAAUGAAGCCUAUUUUUUAGCACCUAGGCUAUUUAUUAUAACAAUUAAGCAUGUUUCCCCACUCAAAUGUUCAGUAAUGCAAAAAAUUACUCCGAUUCUCAUUACCGUAAUGUGAAAAAUUUCCUUUUCAUUACUGUAAUAUAAAAAAAACUCUUCUCAUUACCA
Molecule: messenger RNA, 5289 nt
Organism: Xyrauchen texanus (razorback sucker)
Lineage: Eukaryota; Metazoa; Chordata; Actinopteri; Cypriniformes; Catostomidae
Product: long-chain fatty acid transport protein 4-like
Exons: 13
Coding region: 244-2175 (643 amino acids)
Biological process (GO): response to nutrient; medium-chain fatty acid transport; long-chain fatty acid import into cell
Cellular component (GO): plasma membrane; microvillus; endoplasmic reticulum membrane
Molecular function (GO): long-chain fatty acid transmembrane transporter activity; long-chain fatty acid-CoA ligase activity
Source: RefSeq, a predicted model, not a curated record